AGCGCGGCGGGAAUUUACAUGACCCGAUCUCACCCGCUCGUGCACACUCUAGGGGAAUGUUGAAUGAUCUGUAAGGGAAUAAGACUGGAUUACAGAUCACUCGGGUUCAUCAGUGCUGUUGUGGGUGUAGUGCAGUGUUUAUACGGCUCACUGAGGGGUUGUGUUUUCUCUUUAAAAAAAAAAAAAGCUAAGUCUGUGCUGCAGCUCUGCAAAAGUUUAGAGAUAAUGAGCGAAAAGAGGAAUAAAACAGGAGCAAAGCAGAAAUCUAACAUCACACUGAAGUCUGGAGGCAAAAAGGAAGAGCCGUCCGAGUCGCCGUAUCACUGCUUUCAGGAUGAGGUGGAGCUCAGAAUGUUUCGAUCUCGCCUGCUGUCCUGGUACGACCGGACAAAACGGGAGCUGCCCUGGCGUACGCUGGCGGCGACGGAGGAGGACUCUGACGUCAGGACGUACGGAGUUUGGGUGUCGGAGGUCAUGCUUCAGCAGACUCAGGUUGCCACGGUGAUCAACUACUACAACCGCUGGAUGAAGAAAUGGCCGACGGUGCAAAAACUGGCUGCAGCUUCGUUAGAGGAGGUGAAUCAGAUGUGGUCUGGACUCGGGUAUUACUCGCGAGGACGGCGUCUGCACGAAGGAGCGCAAAAGGUGGUGCGUGAUCUUGGAGGCGAAAUGCCAAAAAGUGCUGAGAAACUACUGAAGCAACUUCCUGGAGUUGGACGAUACACAGCCGGAGCCGUGAGCUCCAUCGCACAGGGACAGGUGACCGGUGUGGUGGACGGAAACGUAACGCGUGUCCUGUGCCGGGUCCGAGCGAUCGGAGCGGACAGCAGCAGCGCUCCUGUUACAGACACACUGUGGAAGUUAGCUGACACGCUGGUGGAUCCGGAGCGACCUGGCGAUUUUAACCAGGCUCUGAUGGAGCUGGGGGCCACAGUGUGUACGCCCAAAACCCCUCAGUGUUCCCAGUGUCCCGUUCACACGCAGUGCCACGCCUACAGCAAGGUUCGAUCACAACAAGACCGAGACUCCCUGAGACUUCUGGGUAAAGUGGACUCGACAGCGAACGGCUCCGUACCUGAUAUCGAGAACUGCAAUGCAGCGAGUGCUGGAGGCUGUAAUCUGUGCUUGUCGGAGGACUGGGACACCGAGCUCGGGGUGCAGAAUUUCCCCCGUAAGCCUGUGAAGAAGGCGCCUCGUGUGGAGCGGACGCUGGUCUGCGUGCUGCGGAGGCAGCGUGACGCCGACGGCGAGACUCUCUACCUGCUCACACAGAGGCCCAGUAAAGGGCUCCUGGCGGGAAUGUGGGAGUUACCCAGCAUGCUCUUGGAGCAGGGCGUGUCUGAGAAGAAGCACAGGGACCUGCUAAGCGCUGAGGUGCUAAGGAUUGUGGGAAGUGCUCCGGAGUCCUUUCAGUACGUGGGAGAAGUGGUGCACAUCUUCUCCCACAUUCACCAAACCUAUGUAGUCUACAGCGGGAGUGUGUGUGAGUGUUUAGAGACACAGAGCGAACAGAAGAUCUGCUGGCUCGACCAAUCAGCUCUGCAGGAGGCCGCCGUGUCCACCGGGGUUAAAAAGAUCAUGAAGCUUUAUUACGAAUCCACAAGGUCGCUGAAGGACACACAGAAUAAGAAGCGAAAGCAGAUUACUGAACCUGGAAAAGAUAAAAAAGCCAAACGAGCAGGAGGUGCGGCUAACGGCGGCCUGAAGCAGCUCUCACUCAGCCACUUCCUCUCCACCUCAAAACCAGCGAACAGCUGAAGCUUACAGUUCAAUCAGACCUCACACUCGGACUCAUCAGUUAAUUCAGACCUCCCGGUCUGAUUCACUCGGAAUUCAACAAAUAGAUUUGAUUCACACCUCACGAUCCAAUUCAUGUUCCGACACAAGUCACUUUGGAUCUUAUAUUCUGACGCAUCGUUCAAUUCGAUCUCACUGUUUGAUUAAGAUCUCGUUAUCUUCCUCGUCACUUGAUUCAGAUUCGUCAGAAGACAAUUUUCCGAAUCAUUUCAUCAGUCUCCAUUCUACGUCUCGCUUCUUUAUAGUUCCAGUUUACAUCUACGUCUUUUUAAUAUAUUAAUAUUAUCUUUCAACAUAUUUCUGCAGAAUCCAAGUCAUUUUCCCUAAAAUUUGUUUAGUGAACAAGCAAUGCCCCAAACACGGAUGAUUUAUGAAUUUUGUAAUUGAAAUCAGUUGAAAAGAACGAACAUAAAGAAACGUGAUCAAUUAUUCUAUAAAAACACGGAAUCAAAGAAUCGAUUCUUUGUUCUGUAAACUUGAAGCUAGUUUUAUAUUCUUCGGUCAAAAUGUCAAGUCAUCAAAUAAUUGUCAAAUAAAUAAAUGUAUAAACUUUUUUUAAAUCAAUAAUGAAAGUAAUUAUAAUGUUGCUAUUGCAACGUUUCUCCUUUUAUCCGUGUUUCAUGUUUAAACCAUGUUUUAAAUGAUCUUAACCAUGUACAGUAUGUCAACUGUUGCUAUUGAUAUACUUCAUAAAUUACUUACUUAAAGGAGAAAUGCUCUGAAUGUUUAAUUAGUGAGAUUAAAGUGUUUGUUUGUUUGUUUGCUUUUACACUUUUAUAAUAAAA
This is a messenger RNA of Clarias gariepinus (North African catfish), 2582 nucleotides long. RefSeq names its product mutY DNA glycosylase (gene mutyh). The transcript is spliced from 15 exons. Gene Ontology annotation, molecular function: 8-oxo-7,8-dihydroguanine DNA N-glycosylase activity; purine-specific mismatch base pair DNA N-glycosylase activity; adenine/guanine mispair binding. Gene Ontology annotation, biological process: mismatch repair; base-excision repair. NCBI's taxonomy places the organism in Eukaryota, Metazoa, Chordata, Actinopteri, Siluriformes, Clariidae. Gene Ontology annotation, cellular component: nucleus. Bases 64 to 1758 code for a protein of 564 amino acids. The record is from RefSeq and is a predicted model, not a curated record.